CGCACCGAAAAUUUUCCCCCAAUUUCUUACGAUUCCCGCCUCCAAUCUCAAUAUCAUUGAAUCAUCCAAAUUUCUGUUGAUUUCUUGCAUCAAUCUUCAAAUCCAGCACUCCUUUGAUUCAAUUCGUUUCGUUCUCUCCCGAUUGAUUGGUCUUUCGACCCAAUCUGUUGAUUUCAUUUGGUUCUAGGUUUUCGCUUUGAAUUUUUCGAUCUGUGCGAUUUCUUGUAGAAAUCUGUUGAAUUUUUGGGUAAAGUCUACCAAUUGUCUAUAUUCGUUAUUUCCCCUCUAUUAAUAGACCCAGAAUUUGUAAUUUUAUCCAGAGACUUUUUGGUAUCUAGGGUUUGGCCGUCGUCGUGGUUCUUUAAUCUUAGGGUUCCUUGGAUCUGUAAAUUGAUUUACGCGUUUGAAGAUGGGAGUCAAGCGUCCUUUAGAACAGGAAGAUCUUCCAGAGCUUUCUUUCAAGCAACCUAAACAACUUGAUAAUAACAGAAAGCUGACAUUUACAGCAGAGGAUUUUCCUACUCACAGAACUACUCUCGAAGUUGAUUCUCCUGGCGAAGUAAAGAGCAACUUUUGUAAGAUACACUCUGACGGGAUGCUUGAAAAUGGUGACACAAAUGGUGCAUCCCUGGCAGACAAAGAAUUGGAGGCAAGUGCACCCUUAUCUUUGGUCACCAGUAGCAGUAGUGAGGAAGAUGCUGGAAACGAGGACACAUCUAUCUUGUAUAAUUUUCCAGGAUAUAUUGACUUCAGCAUACCGUGGCGACCCCCGCAACAGUAUGAGGAUCCAUACAUUUCCCUGUUGAAUUCUUCUCCUAGGAAAGAAGUUCCUGUUGGACCAGAUUAUCAAGCUGAAGUUCCAGAGUGGGAUCCAAGCUCUAGUGCGAAAGAUUCUUUGGGUUCCAACAACUUCGUUGAUAAUGAGGAGCAAAGAUUGAUGGGUGCUUGUGUCAUCCCUAUGCCUGGGUUAAAUGGUUCAAGCGUUGAUGGAGUAACAGUUGGACGGGGCAGAACAGAUUGUAGCUGCCUGGAUAUGGGAUCCAUGAGAUGUGUGCAGCAACAUGUAAAGGAAGCAAGAGAAAAAUUACGAGAGACAAUCGGCGAAGAGGCUUUCGCAAAUUUGGGGUUCUAUGAUAUGGGUGAAGAGGUCGCGUGGAGGUGGAGUGCUGAAGAUGAACAUAUCUUUCACAAUGUGAUCUUCUCUAAUCCUGCAUCACAUGGCAGAAAUUUUUGGAAGCACCUCAGUGUCAUGUUCCCAACUCGAACAAAGAAAGAACUCAUCAGUUAUUAUUUCAAUGUCUUUAUGCUGCGAAGGCGGGCAGUUCAGAACAGAUCUUACUUGUUGCAGAUAGACAGUGACGAUGAUGAAGAGCCAAAAGGUGUCCAUGGAGAUUACUCUCAGAACCGAUCUUCUUUACUUGAUCAGGACACUGAUGAUGAAGAUGACCUGAGACACACCCACGGGGACUUGUAUCUAGUCAGAGGGGAAGAUGAAGACUCUACAAUUGAGUCUUUUGGUGAUCAGGAUCUGGAUGCAGGCUGGGUGGACGACUAUGGGUCCGAGCCUGAAAAUUGUUGCAGGGAUGAGGGCAGCGACAACAAUCAUGACACUUCUGAUGGCGAUGUUCAUAAGCAAGAUGCUGUAGAGAUGGAUGGUGCUGGUCAAGAUACCAAAAACUAGCAUGCUACUGCAGUUCAUAUGUCUUAGCUUGCCGUAUCCCUGAUACUAAUGUGUACAAGUAGAGAUAGUGAAAAAGGGAAACGACCUCUUGCUGAGAUCGAUGUGCCCCCCUUUUUCUUCUUCUUUUUCCCUUUGGUGGGGAACUUAAACUCAAUGUUCUGAGUGAAACAUUGUGAGUUCCUCCCUCUGGAAGAAUUUUGUUUCUCCACUAAGGUUAAGCAUGGCGAUCUUCCCAUUGCUUCAAUGGGGUCACCUGAUCCUCCAUCCCCACCCUGCUGUAUAAAUUUUGUUAAGAACCGGUUUAUGAAUAAAUUAUUAUUCUUUAAGGUCA
Sesamum indicum (sesame) is the source of this 2012-nucleotide messenger RNA. RefSeq names its product ELM2 domain-containing protein. Lineage: Eukaryota; Viridiplantae; Streptophyta; Magnoliopsida; Lamiales; Pedaliaceae. The record is from RefSeq and is a predicted model, not a curated record.